Messenger RNA from Colletotrichum truncatum, 1050 nucleotides. RefSeq names its product mitochondrial nuclease. The record is from RefSeq and is a predicted model, not a curated record. Lineage: Eukaryota; Fungi; Ascomycota; Sordariomycetes; Glomerellales; Glomerellaceae. Gene Ontology annotation, biological process: apoptotic DNA fragmentation. Gene Ontology annotation, cellular component: nucleus; mitochondrial inner membrane. Gene Ontology annotation, molecular function: metal ion binding; single-stranded DNA endonuclease activity; nucleic acid binding.
AUGUCGAAAGCUACCUCUGUCGCCCUCAUCGCAGCUCUAGGCGCGGGAGGCGGCGCCGCAUUCACAGCAGCACUGUACUCGCUCCGGACUCAGAAGCCCGCGACUACCGCUCCCACCACUGCUCCCUCGACGAACUCUUUCUCCACCGCCCCUACCGUCCCUGUGCCCAGUACGCAGGUCUUCAACAAUAAGAACAGCGCACCGCUUCCCCCGUCGGCGUCGGCGCCCCCGCCCGUCCCCGGUGCCAUCCCCGGCAGCCUCGUUGACCCCGCCGGUCUCUUCGAAUAUGGCUUUCCCGGUCCCGUCGCCGACCUAGCCACCCGCGCCGGUCUCGUCUCAAGCUACGACCGCCGCACGCGCAACCCCCACUGGGUCGUCGAGCACAUCACCCCGGCCUCGCUCGCCCAGAAGGACGGCGACCGCAAGAACAGCGCCUUCCUUGAGGACCCCUCCGUCCCCGAAAAGUUCCAGGCCAAGCUCAAGGACUACUUCCGCAGCGGCUACGACCGCGGCCACCAGGUGCCCGCCGCCGACUGCAAGUGGUCACAGAAGGCCAUGGACGACACUUUCUACCUCACAAACAUGUGCCCCCAGGUCGGCGACGGCUUCAACCGCGACUACUGGGCCCACUUUGAGGACUUCUGCCGCCGCCUGACGACGAGGUAUCCCUCCGUCCGCAUCGUCACCGGCCCGCUCUACCUGCCCAAGCGCGACCCCGUCGACGGCAAGUGGUACACCAAGUACGAGGUCAUCGGCAACCCGCCCAACGUCGCCGUGCCGACGCACUUUUACAAGGUCAUCUUCGCCGAAGACGGCAAGGCCGGCGGUAACGUCGCCAUCGGCGCCUUCGUCAUGCCCAACGCCCGCAUCCCCAACGAGAAGCCCCUUGCCGAGUUCGAGAUGCCGCUGGAGGCCGUCGAGCGCGCCGCCGGUCUGGAGUUCGCGUCCAACCUUGCGCCGCAGCGACGCAAGAGGCUUUGCACCGAGACUUCGUGCGCCAUUAUUGUGAAGGAGUACGCCGACAGGCAAAAGUCUUUCGGCAAGAAAUAA